This is a messenger RNA of Ipomoea triloba (trilobed morning glory), 3171 nucleotides long. Its product is annotated as putative late blight resistance protein homolog R1A-4. Gene Ontology annotation, molecular function: ADP binding. The transcript is spliced from 3 exons. Gene Ontology annotation, biological process: defense response to other organism. The record is from RefSeq and is a predicted model, not a curated record. Lineage: Eukaryota; Viridiplantae; Streptophyta; Magnoliopsida; Solanales; Convolvulaceae. The coding region runs from base 149 to 2824 and encodes 891 amino acids.
UAACAAUAUGGGUAUAGAUCGAUUGAGAAAGCAAGUCAACCCCCGUAGUCAUCGCCAAUGCUCAGACUAAUCAUUGAAGGUGGCAAUGGCUUGUAUUAAGAAUCUUUGAGGUGAAAACGAGCUUAGAGCUUGAGUGAGGGCGGCAGAAAUGGCAGAAGUGGUGGUGAAUUUGCUGGUAGAGAAUUUGACCCAGCUUCUAAAAGAGAACAUCAAGCUCAUCUCCGGCGUCAAGGACGAAGUCGAGAAUCUUCUAGAUGACUUGGACGACUUCAAGGCCUUCCUGAAAGAAGCCGGAAAGUCCCGGUACGAAAACGACAUCCUCAAGCGCCUCAUCUACAGGAUCCGCAACGUGGUCACCAAGGCCGAGGAUCUCAUCGACAAAUAUGUGGUGGCCGCCAAAUCCCACUACGACAAGAAAGUGACCCGCUUUCUGGACGUCGAAUACCCGAUUCGUAAACGGGAACUCGCCGAAGAGAUUCAGAAAGUUCGGGUUAGCGUCAACGACAUCCGACAGGAUCCGGAUUAUGCCCGUAAUGCUCUCCGAGAGGAAGCGUUACCCAACAUAGGAGCCAGGCAGAAUCAGGUUCCUAAUGUGGAGGAAGAGCAUGUGGUGGGGUUUGAUGGCGAGGCUGAUGCUAUAAUCCAACGUCUGGUUGAUGGAUUACAAGGGUUUGAAGUUAUCUCGAUUGUGGGUAUGCCAGGACUUGGGAAAACCACUUUGGCCAACAAGGUGUUCAAGGAUGAAAGAGUUGAAUAUUACUUCAUGAAUCGUGCCUGGAUUUAUGUUUCUGGAGUGUACAAAAGAAGGGAUGUUUUUGUAAGAAUCUUGAAGGAGCUAACCAAGCAGUCCAGCAGCUAUGGUGAUGACAUGAGUGAUGGAGAUUUAGCAUUGAAAAUAAAAGAGUUUUUGGGGUCUGCAAAAUAUUUGAUUGUCCUAGAUGACGUUUGGAAAGUAGAACACUGGAAUGAGCUCAAGAUUGCAUUCCCACCCAACAAAGGGAGUAGGGUAUUGGUUUCUACGCGGUACAAUGAUGUGGCUACCGAAGCUGAUUCUAAGGGCGACCCUCAUAAACUGAAGUUUUUGAACGAGGAAGAAAGCUGGGAACUACUUCAGAAGAAGGCCUUCAGGAUGGGAGGCUGUCCUGAUGAGUUACAAAGGCCCGGGAAACUGAUUGCUGAAAAAUGCAAAGGACUACCAUUGGCAAUAGUGAUAAUUGCGGGUACUCUUGGAGUUAAAAAAACAAGUGCAGAAUGGGACAAGGUAGCUAACAGCAUGAAUGACUUCCUGAGAAUGAAACUAGAGAGUUACAAGAACCUAAUACAAAUGAGUUAUGACCAAUUGCCUUAUGACCUGAAGAGUUGCUUCCUAUAUUUCGGGGCUUUUUCUCAAGCAUAUGAGAUCCCGGCUGGAAAACUCAUUAGGUUGUGGAUAGCGGAGGGGUUUAUUGAUGAAGAGGCACAGUCUUUAACCUUGGAGGACAUAGCUCAUGAAAAAUUGAGUGACCUUGUGAACAAGAAUUUGGUGAUGGCAAUGCAACGGAAGUCAAAUGGACAAAUAAAAACCUGUCGCAUUCAUGACAUGUUGCACGAGUUCUGCAAGAGUGAGGCCAAAGAGGAGAAUCUAUUUGAAGAAAUCAACAUGAGGAGGAAACUGGAUAAAAGUCGCCGCCUUAGUGUCAGGUGCAAUGUCUCGGAGAUCCUCUAUUCAGGUCUUUCUGCUGACCAUGUCCGCUCUUUGCUAUGCUUCUCCUCAAAUAAAUAUGAUCUGCCCACAGACAAAAUUUCAAUCAUUCGGGAAGCAUUUCCACUGCUAAGGGUGCUACACACUGCACCAGAUGAAUCCAUCAUUUUCACCCGAUUUCCUAAAGAUAUGACUAAGUUGUUCCAUUUAAGGUACAUUGCAAUAUCAACUAACCUCAAGGUCCUUCCUCAAGCCAUUGAAGACCUGUGGAACAUGCAAACUCUUAUUGUUAGGACAACCCAAAGCACCCUUCAAAUAAAAGGAGACAUAUGGAAAAUGACACGAUUGAGGCACUUUCAAACAAAUUCAUCUGCUCAAUUGUCUCCACCUUCUCCCUCGAAAGAUCCUUUUGCAAAUAGGAACUUGCAAACACUAUCAAGGAUUUCACCUGAAAGCUGUACGGCAGCUGCACUGGCCAAAGCUCCAAAUUUGAAUAACUUGGGUAUACAGGGAAAUUUGGCUAAGCUUUUCGAAACCAAGGAUGCUGGGUCUAGUUUGUUCAAAAACCUUGGAGAAUUAAAGUUGUUGGAGAAAUUGAAGCUGUUGAAUCAUGGUGGGGAGUUGCAACGCCUCCCUCAGAAGUAUGAAUUUCCACAAAAGAUUAGGAAGCUAACCUUGUCCGGUACCCAGCUCAAAUGGAGCGAAUUAUCUGUAUUGGGAUCAUUGGAGUACCUAGAAAUUCUCAAACUGGUCGAAAAUGCAUUCAAAGGAGAUAAGUGGGAGCCAUUUGAAGGUGGCUUUCCUUGUCUCCAAUUUUUGAGAAUUGAGAGAACAGAUUUGAAGACAUGGAAGGCUUCUAGUCUCCACUUCCCAUUACUAAAGAGUCUCAUUCUUAGACAAUGCCUUAAACUGGAGGAAGUCCCACCUAGCCUGGCAGACAUAGACAAUCUUCAGGAGAUGGAGCUGAACCGUACCAACCCAAGUGCUGCACAGUCGGCCUGGAACAUUUUACAGAUAAAACAGGGGAAAGAGAAGGAACUAAAGGAGAAAAGAGGAAGCCUCCGGAGAUUCAAGCUCAAUAUCUAUCCUCCUGAUGAGCUCAAACAGAUACAGCAAAUUCAAAAAUGCCAUGGUGUUAUCUAGACGAUCUUUUUGAGUUGUGCAGGUGAACCGUAUUGGUAUUGUUCUGUGUCUAAGCGUGGGUUUGUGAAGGGCAUGAAGUGAGGAUAUUUGUAUGCAGAUGAGAUGGUAGCAUUCUGGUGUGGUCUACCCAAUCAUUGUUUUGUUUUGGCAAAAUUCUUUGUGCUUUGUUUGGUGUGGUGAGAGCUUAUGUUUUUGGAAAUUCAAUUUGUUAUUUGUGGUGGUAGUUAUUCAUUGGGGAUUUGAAACACAUAUUUGAACUAUGGUCAAGAUGCUUGCACUUCUGUUAUUUCCACUUGUUUGUGUAUUUUUGGAUCUUCAUUUCAUUUCCUUUCCUUGGGUUGCCUUUA